AACGAUAAAUAAAGCGUUAAAAUUUUCUAAAAGCGUGUCUUUUAUCGUUCUUGAGUUCCGUAUAUGUAAUGUCAUUAAAAGUUAGAUCUGUUCUGCUGAAGUGUGUACGUUUUGGCCCUAAGUAAUCUCUGUCUUACUUUUUAAAACAACUUUUAAGAAAUACGACAAAAUUUCGUAUGUUAUAAUUUCAAAACUCAAUGUUUUUUAAGUUUUUUUUUUGUAAAAGACGUCGUUUUGUAAUCUUUCAAGUCUGAAGUCUUAUGUUAACAGAGAUGAUGGUAUAAAUGAAUCAAAGGUUAGGUUUCUAGUUUUCAUAGUUUAUUCAUUCAUGAAUUCUAAUUGUUGAGUUAUAGAAAAAUUUAAAGUUUAGAAUUUUGAAGUUGUAAUUGUCUAUUUUUAUAUAUUUAGGAACAAUGGAUUGUCUAAAGAAGAUUCUUAAACACGAAGGUAUCUUGGCUCUGUACAAUGGUUUGGAAGCUACAAUGAUGAGAAAUAUGACUUGGAAUGCGGGUUAUUUCGGUGUUAUCUUUCAGGUUAAAACUCGACUACCGGAAAAACCUGAGUUGCUCAAUAGCUUCAUUGCUGGAGCUAUUGGAGGUUGUGUAGGAACUACAUUAAACACUCCAUUUGAUGUUGUCAAAAGUCGAAUUCAAAAUUCUCCUCGGACUAGUUUACCGUCUAAAUACAAUUGGUCUAUUCCGUCAUUGUUUAUCGUGGCUAGAGAAGAAGGAUUUUGGGCUCUUUAUAAGGGUUUCGUGCCAAAGAUUCUUCGUCUCGGACCAGGUGGUGGUAUUUUAUUGGUAGUCUAUACUUCCUUAAUGGAAUUUUUUGGAAAAUACAAAUUCUCAUAG
Molecule: messenger RNA, 851 nt
Organism: Rotaria sp. Silwood2
Lineage: Eukaryota; Metazoa; Rotifera; Eurotatoria; Philodinida; Philodinidae
Source: the annotation of a GenBank genome assembly